GCUGGUACCCCCUUUGCUUGGUAGAGAUGCCACUCUCGCCUCCUUUUGGAUAGAGCACUGAAGAAAGCUGUAGCACCUUAAGGAGCAUUGCCCUGGUCCCAGAAGAUGCUGGGGACAAUGAAAUAAGAAUUCCUCCAGUUAGCUUUGAAGCCAUCAUGUUGACGCGGCUGUUCAGCGAGCCCAGCCUGCUCCCCGACGUGCAGAAAUUCCCCAGCUGGGCGGAGGAGUGCGAGGAAGAUGAGCGGAGCGACAAGGAGGAGCGGAAAGGUAAAAGCGCCCCGCUGCAGGAGGAGUCGCGGGAAGGCUCCUUGGGCGAAAACAAAGAGGACGGGGACCUAGGCGGGGACGAGGAGGAGGAGGAGGAGGAGGAAGAGGAAGGGGUGGAGGAGGCCGAAGGGGACCGGCCCAAGAAGCGCGGCCCGAAGAAGAGGAAGAUGACCAAAGCCCGGCUGGAGCGCUCCAAGCUGCGGCGCCAGAAGGCCAACGCGCGGGAGCGGAACCGCAUGCACGACCUGAACGCGGCGCUGGACAACCUGCGCAAGGUGGUGCCCUGCUACUCCAAGACGCAGAAACUCUCCAAGAUCGAGACGCUGCGGCUGGCCAAGAACUACAUCUGGGCGCUGUCCGAGAUCCUGCGCUCGGGCAAGCGGCCCGACCUGGUCAGCUACGUGCAGACUUUGUGCAAGGGCCUGUCCCAGCCCACCACCAACCUGGUGGCCGGCUGCCUCCAGCUAAACUCCCGGAAUUUCCUCACGGAGCAAGGCCAGGAGGCCGCGAGGUACCACGGCCCCAAUUCUUCCUUUGCCCUGCACCCUUAUACCUACCAGUGCUCCCGGCUCUCGGGCACGCAGUGCCAGUCCGGCACCAUGGCCAGCUCCCACGCCUUGCGGACACAUGCCUAUUGCGCCACCUACGAGACCCUCUAUGGGAACGCGUCCCCAGACUACAACAGCUCUGAGUACGACGCCCCCCUGAGCCCCCCACUGUGUAUUAAUGGCAACUUUUCCCUCAAGCAAGACUCUUCCCCGGACCACGAGAAAAACUACCACUAUUCUAUGCAUUAUUCUGCCCUGCCAAGCUCCCGGCCGGCCGGCCAUAACUUGGUCUUCGGCUCCUCUGGGAUGCGCGGGGGCGUGCACUCCGAGAACAUGCUGCCUUACGACAUGCAUCUGCACCAUGACAGAGGCCCCAUGUACGAAGAGCUCAAUGCGUUUUUCCAUAAUUAACCCCCUUGUGACCACUGAAAUUUCACCCCCCCCCCACGACUGCACAUAGCAACCCCCCCCAACCCACUUCCAUUCUGCUCUAGGUUUUAAAUGUCUCCUCCGCCCCAAAACUGUGAACGUACAAUUGUUAGGUGUCUCCCCGUAACACACACACAAAGCUAGACUUUGCUCGGCUCACGGCUCUAGGUGAACUAGUCUCCCCUUUACUUGUCCCCCAAGGAUAGCAGACCAGAACAGAGUAUACACCGAAAAGAAAAUUUACUUUGGUGCAAUAUAUAUAUAUAUAUAAUGUAAAAAAAAUAUUAUUAAAAAAGCUAACCUGCAGGUUUGCAGUCGAUUGAAACAAGUGUCUAUCAUGGCCACAUGGAAAGAGAGUUUUAGGGAGAAAAAAAUGGAAAAUUAGAAACCCCAUCAAUUUUUUUUAAAGGGACAAAAUGUGGACAGUAAAAAAUAAAUGGGGGGAAAAUAGAGAAAUCGAGCAAUCUUUCCUCCCCCGCAAAAGUAAAGUGUAUUGUUUGGCAACACAUCAAAGUAAAUUUUAAACAAUGCCAGCCCGUUGUUGUUUUUUUUUAAUUUAUCAGGAAGCUUUUAGAAGGGGUUAUCUCAGAAAAGGGGAAUUCUCUAUUCUUUCCGAGGAUUCAGUAAAAGAUCCCAUGGAAGUUUAAUUAAGAAAAAAAAAUGUUUGCAACUUCAAAUCAGCAUUUCAAUGCAGUAAGAACUUUUAGAAGCAAUAAAGAGGCAAACAGAAGAUAAAUAUAUAUAUCUAUAUAUAUCUAUGCAAGUAGGUACUGAACUAGAAAAGUAAAACACAAAAGAAUUCAUAUGGAAUAUUAGACUAUGGACCAAGCAACUUGUUGAGGUUAAAAAGGUGCACUUUUUGAUUUGAAGGGAACGGAAUGUUUACGUUCCCUUCAUUGUUAACAAUCAGUGACUUCAGCUUUUUUGAACACCCUUGUACCACAAGUAACAUAUUUUCCAAAUUGUGUGUCAUGAUGUUUUUUACCUGUUUUAAAAACUUUUAAAAAAUAGAGGGGGGAAAAAAGAUUUAUAUUAAAUGGCAAAACUGUUUUGUUAUGCAUGGGUAGGAGCAAAAAAAUGCAAAUAUGCAAAUUAUAAAGGUGGUGUGAAGAGAGCACUUAUUAUGCUAUAUAUUUUAGUUGGCUAUUUUUCCUAUACUGAGGACUCUUUAAGUUAUUUCUUUAUGUAAUGCAUUUUUAGGGGAGGGAGGGAAAAAUUUGUGUAACGAACACAUCCGUAUAAAAAUAUGGUAACAAGACCUGAACUGAUGUAUCCUGGUAUAUUUUUUGGUGCAUUGAUCUAAUUUGUUUCAUUAUUAUUUAUUCCAUUUUUAACACAUUAUUUAAAUCAGGAGACAUCGUUAACAUAUUUUUAAACCUGCCUACAUCACCUUUAAACAUACCAGCAUUUUUAAAUAAAAGCGAGGAAGAGAAUUUCUGAUAAAUGUUUUAAAAAAGUUUUACAAAAAAAAAAUUGUAGCAAAGGUGAAAAUGUCUAUCAGACACCAGAAGUGCUUUUUUGUGUUUCUGUUCAGUUUAAUUGAGAUUAAUAAAUAUUUAUGUCGAAUGAUAUGCAAAAGACAAACCGUUUUUUACAGUGAUGUAAUUUUUUAAAAAUCAGUAUUGUUUUGCUAUAAUCAUCUCCACAAAGUCUCUUGGUUUUACAUACGUCCCAAAGUUAUUCUACAUUUUAGCUAGCGUCAUAAGGCAGAUUUUAAAAGGUUAGAAAUGGCAUCAUAUUUUUUAUUUUGCCUUAAAUCUCUCUGACACUAUUUUUAAAAAAAAAGUGAAAUCAAGAAUGUGAUGGUGUAAGUAAACAAAACAGAUUCUGAGAAACUUACCAGAAACUAGGGGGGGGGAAGGGUGCUAACAAGCUAGAGAAGUUAAACAAAAGUACAUAAAUAAACUGCAUGCAUCAGUAUAAAAAAAGAAAGUAAAAUAUUUUUCCAGACUCUAAACUCGUAUUCAAUUGGAUGUUUUAAGUAUUACUCACAGUGGAAAUUUCCACGAGAACUGAUAUCUUAUGUGAAAUGCACCAGUAUACUCAUUUGACGUUAAGAGCAGCAGUCAGUUGUGAUUUGAUUCAAAAGUGUAAUUAACAAGCGUCCUAAGACGACAAUUAAUAAAUAUUAAAUGUUGACUC
Messenger RNA from Chrysemys picta bellii (western painted turtle), 3386 nucleotides. It is a transcript of the gene NEUROD2, whose product is annotated as neuronal differentiation 2. Gene Ontology annotation, biological process: sensory organ development; axon development; positive regulation of transcription by RNA polymerase II. The record is from RefSeq and is a predicted model, not a curated record. NCBI's taxonomy places the organism in Eukaryota, Metazoa, Chordata, Testudines, Emydidae. Gene Ontology annotation, molecular function: DNA-binding transcription factor activity, RNA polymerase II-specific; E-box binding; protein dimerization activity. Gene Ontology annotation, cellular component: nucleus.